Molecule: messenger RNA, 2153 nt
Organism: Anolis sagrei ordinatus
Lineage: Eukaryota; Metazoa; Chordata; Lepidosauria; Squamata; Anolidae
Gene: GPC3
Product: glypican 3
Biological process (GO): regulation of protein localization to membrane; cell migration; positive regulation of canonical Wnt signaling pathway
Cellular component (GO): extracellular region; cell surface; plasma membrane
Source: RefSeq, a predicted model, not a curated record
GGCGGAGGCUGCCUCGCCUCUUAGCUCUGCGGCUGCAGCUGCUGGCGGCGCUUUUCCUCGGGAUGCCUCGGAGGUUCGCCCCGCCUUAGGGCCGCCAUGAGCGGCGGAGGAGUCCGGCCAGGGGUCCUUGGCUGCCUCCGGGCCGUUGCCCUUCUCCUCCUGCUCCUCCUCGGCGCCCGCGCCCAGCCGCCCUCCGCCUGCCUUCGGGUCCGUGCAGCCUUCCGGGCCCUCCACCCCGGGGCCAAAGGGGGGCCCGAAGCCCCUGCCCCAGGGACGGAUUUGCAAGUAUGCCUCCCGAAAGGUCCAACUUGCUGCUCCAGGAAAAUGGAGGAGAAAUACCAAGCCUUGGCUCGUACCAACAUGGAGCAACUCCUACAAUCGGCCAGCAUGGAACUGAAGUUCCUCAUCAUGCAGAACGCGGCCGUCUUCCAAGAAGCCUUUGAGAUCGUCGUCCGUCAUGCACAGAACUUCACCAACCUCAUGUUCAGGAACUACUACCGUGGCAUCGCCGCCCAUGCGCUCCCUCUUGUGGGGGAUUUAUUCACCGACAUCUCGCUUUACAUCCUGGGCUCGGACCUCAGCGUCAACAACAUGGUCAACGAGUUCUUCGAUGGCUUGUUCCCCUUGGUCUACUCCCGCUUGGUCAACCCUAGUCUCCCCGAACCGUCAGCCGAAAUGGCAGAGUGCCUACGCUUAGCCCGCCGAGACUUGGAAGCCUUUGGUGAUGUCCCCAAAGCCAUGAUGACCCGGGUGUCCCGCUCCCUUCGGGUGACCCGGGUCUUCCUCCAGGCCCUCAACCUCGGCAUUGAGGUGGUCAACACCACCGACCACUUGCGGCUCAGCAAAGACUGCGGCCGGGCGCUCUUGAAGAUGUGGUACUGCCCGCACUGCCAGGACCUCCUGAUGGCCAAGCCGUGUGCCGGAUUCUGUGGCCUGGUCUUGCGUGGCUGCUUGGCCAGCGUAGCAGAGGUGGACGGGCACUGGAGGGAGUACCUCCACGCCUUGGAAGGCCUGGCCAAAAGCAUGCGCGGCACCUAUGACAUUGAACAUGUCCUCCUCCACCUCUUCUCCUCCAUCCGGGACGCCAUCACUUACAUGCAAAAGAACACGGGGAAGAUGUCAGUCGCGGUCAGCAAAUUAUGCGGCCAUUCCAAGCAGAGGCAGCACCGCUCCGCUUGGGAUCCUGAAGACAGCGUCGCUGACAAACAGACCGUGAAGGCGAACCCUAUAAACCAGGAGGAAACCUUGUCCAGUCGGAGAAAGGAACUCAUCACAAAGCUGAGAGCCCACAGCAGUUUCUAUAGCAGCCUUCCAGAGUAUAUCUGCAGCCAUAGUUCCACCAUCCAGAACAAUACCAUUUGCUGGAACGGGCAAGAAGUGGUCGAAAGGUACAGCCGCCAGGGCACAAAAAGUGGCAUUCGAGGCCAAGGAGGCAACCCUGAGGCCAAGGCGAAAGGCCCCGAACCCAUGAUCAGCCAGAUCAUCGAUAAGCUGAAACACAUCAAUCAGCUCUUGAAAGGAAUACCGGUCCCGCACCGGAGGGAUUCGGACAAAAUUGGAAGGGACGACCAUCUGGGCAGUGGAGAUUGCGACGAUGAGGAUGAUGAGUGCGGCGGUGGCGGAGAUGCUUCUGGAAAUGGCGAAUUGCGAGUGAAGAAUCAGUUGCUGUUUCUGGCAGAGCUGGCCUAUGACUUGGACGCGGAGGAUAUCCCUUCCAACAAGCAGCGUUUGAACCAGCAAAGCAAAGAGGCUUCGGCAGGUCACGGUUUGGGCUCCGGUGGCACAAGGCCAGCCGUUGACUCUAUGGCCGCUGCUAUAAUCACGCUGUCUUUUCUGCUGACCAAAUGACCGACGACUCUUCUUGACCAAGAUUUGGUUCCUUCCCCUCUGCCCUUCUUUUUUACAAACUCUUCUUUCCCGGGAGGCAUGUGGAACGAAUCGCUCCCGAAAGUUUCAAGUUUUUCACAAAAUACCAUUAAAAUGAAGGGAAGGGAGGGUCCGGGCUUGUUUUGAGCAGAACAAGGCGCAACUCUUUUAAUUUGGGGGGAAAAUAUCUUGUUUAAAGAUUUUAAAAAAAGGAAAAUACCAAGUUGAAAUGAAUUGAGCCGGAUGGGGGAAAGAUACUUGGGAAUAAAAGUCAUGGUUCCAAUGGA